Molecule: messenger RNA, 2413 nt
Organism: Cryptococcus deneoformans JEC21
Lineage: Eukaryota; Fungi; Basidiomycota; Tremellomycetes; Tremellales; Cryptococcaceae
Product: regulation of translational termination-related protein, putative
Exons: 6
Coding region: 279-1925 (548 amino acids)
Biological process (GO): ubiquitin-dependent protein catabolic process; protein polyubiquitination; positive regulation of proteasomal ubiquitin-dependent protein catabolic process
Cellular component (GO): ubiquitin ligase complex; cytoplasm
Molecular function (GO): ubiquitin protein ligase activity; zinc ion binding; ubiquitin conjugating enzyme binding
Source: RefSeq, a predicted model, not a curated record
UUUUAAUUUUGCAACAACCAGAACAUAAUAAGUAAUCUCCCGGAAGUAAUAAAAGGUGCAGGUCAUAGUGGAGUGGUCCACCAUCCGGUGUGCUUCGUCGACAACUUCUGAGUGACAGCAGGGCAGCAUUAGCAUAGGCGAACAGUAUUAUUGGCAUCGACAUCAGCAAAUAUCAUCGGCAUCGAUCAGCAUCAGCAAUAACAUCGUCGGCAUCCGUGUUAGCAAAAUUAUUAUCAGUGUCACCAUCAUUAUCGGCCCUAUUGUAUUCGCCUUGUUAUAUGUACCACGACAUGGACCAUCAUGAAAUCCGUCAGCAGUGCGAGAGUAUGCAGGAGGACGAGUUAACUGUACUGGAGUCUAUAUAUCCUGGUCAGAUCAAAAUACAUCCCAAUCCGAACAACAGGCCAGGGCGUAUUUUGACCCUUACAUUGCCUGUCAAAUUAUCUUCACCGACUAAGGUCUCCAUUUCAACAGCAAGUAACAAUGGGGAAUCGUCAAUACCGUCCUUGACUUUAUCUCAUCUCCCAGCAUUAUCUCUCUGUGUCGCCCUUCCGGAAACUUACCCCUUGCUUGUGCCCCCGGCUCCAAUAUCACUCCGCGCCCCUCUUUUCAAAGGACAUGAUGACAAAUUAGGAAGCUGGUUAUUUCAAAACGACUUGAGGGAAAUUGAAAGCAGGCUUCGACGCAUGUGGGACGACGACAAAGAGGCUUGGGAUCAAGGACAAGGUGUAUUAUGGAGGUGGUGGGACUGGGUUGUUAAUGGAGACUUCCUUCGAGAAACUCAGAGGCUCAUACACGAUUCUCUUACAUUGACAGUCCCUCCUCCACUCUCGCCCGCGACAUUCUUCACGGCUUUAAAGUCGUACGAUUCAUAUCAGAUUCAAAAUGAAUUUGAACAAACGGCAUUUCCUUGUUCGAUUUGCUGGGAGAAUCGUAAAGGGGGUCGUUGUGUGGAAAUGCCAGGAUGUGGUUGUGUAUUUUGCACCGAGUGCCUCGGUGAAUGUUGGACGUUAGCUAUAUCUGAAGGUACCCUCGAAGCAGUUGCCUGCCCCAGUGUAGCGUGUGUCAAGCAAAGGGCGACGAACGAAAAAGCAAGCCGGUUGGACCAAGGCGUGACAGCCCCGCUUGUCGAAAAAGUAGUUGGUAAGGAAUUGCGGGAGAGAUGGGAAGUUUUCAAGGACAGACGGAUAGUCGAGAUCGAUCCUUCAUUCUGCAUUUGCCCUCAGCCAAAGUGCCAAGCGGCUGUUCCUCCCCCCACACCGUCCGGGACAUGUGGUAACUCAUCAGCGCCCAAGGCUAUUCGCCUUGCCGACCUCACUAAACCCUCUUCCGGGUCUCUACACGUCCCUGCAGAUGUUCCAAGAGGGUCCGGGCAGUCCGUACCUUUGACCGAAGACAGAUGGGCCGCCUAUCGCCUGUGUCCCAAAUGCAAUUUUUCAUUUUGCCUCUACUGCUCAUCGACAUGGCAUGGACCCCAUACGGUAUGCUCCCUUCCUCAGGCUUCACAACUCGUUCUGGAGUACUUGAAGUAUCCAGAAGGAAGCGAAGGGAGAUUGGCAAUGGAAAGGCAGAGAGGGAAAGCGAACUUGGAAAGAAUGGUGUCCAAGUGGAGAGAGGACGAAAUGAACACGCAAUGGUUGCAUUCAAGAACUAAAGCUUGCCCCAGCUGCAGUGUGCGCGUGGAGAAAAGUGUCGGUUGUAACCACAUGCAGUGCGGACGAUGCUCUGCCCAUUUUUGCUACCUAUGCGGCCAAUCAAUCAAACCCACUGAUCCAUACAAGCAUUUCAAUACGCCAGGUCAACCAUGUUACGGAAAGCUGUUCGAGGCGAUGGAUUUUGAAGACGUGCUUGAUCCUGUCCUCAACCUAGAGCAAUUCACUGAAGAUGACCUGCUCGAUUGGGACUUCGGGGCGGCAAGGAUUUAGAAAGGCGGACUGAGAUAAUAUCAUCUACUACUUUGUACUAUCUACACCAUAGACCAAUUACUUGCAUUCUCAGUAACAAUUAUCAGGUACUUGGUGUCUUAUUCUUGAUAUCUUGCCCGUUGUUGCAGCGACCACCAGCUACGUAGAGAUUCAUGAGGGAGUUUAGAAACAUUAAGUGUUGGCAAGAUGAAACAGGUCUCAUAGUAGACGACGAGUAGUCAACAGUACGUAGCAAAUUGGUUUGAUUACUCUCAGAAUCAGACGCCCCGAGCGGAAAGUGCCCAUUGGUGGUCAGAAAACUGGGAGGUUACAUAACGCUCAACAAUAGCUCAACUCUGCCCAUUAUUCACAUUCACAUCGGAAUACGCAAAUUGGUGGCACACUGUUGGUUGCUCCUUCUUGACAUGCUUGAAACUGGUUUCGCAGCCCGAUGACUGGCGAGGAAAGGUAUAAAGAUUUUGUGCAAUCUAUGAAAAUCUAUCAUUGGU